GGGGAUGGGGGUCACUGUGGACGUGCACCAGGUGUACAAGUACCCCUUCGAGCAGGUGGUCGCCAGCUUCCUCCGAAAGUAUCCCAACCCCAUGGAUAAAAAUGUCAUCUCUGUCAAAACUGUGGAAGAAAAAAGAGAUGUAUCAACAGGAAUCAUCUAUAGAAAGAGGAUAGCAAUCUGUCGAAACGUGGUUCCAGAAAUUUUAAGGAAGGUGAGCAUUUUAAAGGUACCCGAUAUCCAGUUAGAAGAGGAAUCAUGGCUCAAUCCUCAGGAAAGAAACAUGGCUAUACGGAGUCACUGCCUUACGUGGACACAGUAUGCCUCCAUGAAGGAAGAGUCUGUCUUUCGGGAAAGUAUGGAGAACCCAAAUUGGACAGAGUUCAUUCAAAGGGGCAGGAUUUCGAUCACAGGGGCUGGCUUUCUCAGCUGCGUUUUGGAAACUUUUGCAGGCACAUUCUUAAGACAGGGAGCCCAGAAGGGAAUUAGAAUAAUGGAGACGCUGCUGAAGGAGCAGUGUGGUGCCCCCUCCGCUGAAUAAGGAGCCAUCAGGGAGCUGUGUUGUGUCUGCUUUUGCUACAGAAUCUCUCCUCGGACACAACAUGUCAACGACACAGUUUUCCAAAUACAGGCUCAAGGAUGCAGUAUCUGUCGGCAGCUUUCAGAAGAGGAGACUCUUCCUGCCCGGAGAUGAAAUGACACUCUCCCUUGGGAGCCAGCCUCAAAUAGCCACACUCAUGGAGAUGAGUCCUUCUAGCUGGAAUUUUAUAGCACAGACUCUACGAUUUUACAAAUAAAGGGAAAACCCAUAGAAGGUGAUAUCGCCCUUCUUCACGAAGUCCUGCCGUUGCCCGGUGAUGAUGUCCUGGCAGCCAAUGACAGGCCUGGAGACCGGUGUUUGUGCCUUGAUGUUAUUUGUAUCAUUGGUCAUAGGAUUCAUGAGAGGAUUCUGGGAAAAAUGAAGGAAUCAAACCCGACACCUGUUUCCCAGGGUGGCCUGGAAUAGACAGGAACGUGCCAGACCUGAGUUCAAGUGAAGCCACCUUUGCAGUAAUGUUGAAGAUUCUUGGAAAUCAGGAGCAUUUGAGUUAGAGCCACGAGUACUGCAGAGCUGCCAUCAGUACAGCUUUUAUCAUGUAACAUGUGAGCUGUGUAUGGUCUGCUGGGAAUACAUGGGAUGGAGAAUAGGAAUAUACGCAUAAUCUUGGCUCCGACUAACUCAUUCUGAGAUGUGAAACAGAUCGUAACCCCUCUAUUUCACUGGGAAAGUGGGGCUAAUCAGGCACAGAUCUUACUAGCUGUGGGUUGUGAUGAUUAAACAAGGUAUUUGGUGUGAUAAGCACAGAUUCGGGAGUCAGACAGACCCGGGUUUGAAUCCAAGCACUUCCACUCAGGAGCUCACUAGAACAUAAUUUUAAAUCUUUACAAAGCUCAUUUUUUUAAAUUGUAAAAUGGGGUGAACGAAUUAACUUUGUGAGGUUGUGGGACCAAUUUUGGACCCUAUAUAUAUAAAGUGCCUAACAUUCCUGGUACAUAGUAGAAGUCCAUUAAAUAGAAGCCAUUCUUAUUCUUAUGAUG
Molecule: messenger RNA, 1575 nt
Organism: Pteronotus mesoamericanus
Lineage: Eukaryota; Metazoa; Chordata; Mammalia; Chiroptera; Mormoopidae
Gene: PRELID2
Product: PRELI domain containing 2
Exons: 7
Coding region: 5-538 (177 amino acids)
Biological process (GO): phospholipid transport
Cellular component (GO): mitochondrial intermembrane space
Molecular function (GO): phosphatidic acid transfer activity
Source: RefSeq, a predicted model, not a curated record